Malassezia japonica is the source of this 4242-nucleotide messenger RNA. RefSeq names its product assimilatory sulfite reductase (NADPH) (gene MET5). Gene Ontology annotation, cellular component: sulfite reductase complex (NADPH). Gene Ontology annotation, molecular function: FMN binding; sulfite reductase (ferredoxin) activity; iron-sulfur cluster binding. The transcript has a single exon. NCBI's taxonomy places the organism in Eukaryota, Fungi, Basidiomycota, Malasseziomycetes, Malasseziales, Malasseziaceae. Gene Ontology annotation, biological process: sulfate assimilation. The coding region runs from base 1 to 4242 and encodes 1413 amino acids. The record is from RefSeq and is a predicted model, not a curated record.
AUGAGCGUGUCUUCUGUUUCGGCGGUGUGGCAUGUGGUGCGCCAUACGGCGCCCACAGUCGUAUCGGUCGGACCGAGUGACGUGUACAAUGCCGCGGACCUCUCCGACGGCCAGAAUUUGGAGCAGCUGACGCUCGCAACCGAGGUCGGCUCGGUCGUCCAGAACAUUGUGCGCGAUGCGCCCGAGAAGCCCGUGAGCGUGCUGCUCGACGCCAGCCAGACGUCGCUGCUGCGUCUCGUUCCUUAUCUCCCUUCGUUGGUCAAGAAGCCGGUCGUGUUCCACGUUGCCACGCACGGUGAGCACGCCGACGUGCUCCUGCUGCGCCAGAGCGGCUUUGCGCUCCUCGCCUCGUCGACCGCGUCCGAGGCGCAGGACUAUGCGAUCGUCGCCCAGCACCUCGCGGCCAGCACCUCGUCGGGUGUGAUCCACCUGUACGACGACGAGACCUCUGCGGCGGACCUCGUGGCGGGCGACGCCCUGCGCGCAGCCAUCGCCUCGACCGCCGCGUCGGUCGAGUUGAGCGAAGAGGCGCUCGACGCCGCGCUCAAGCACGUCUCGAGCAUCGUUAAGCACGACGUCCCUGCAUACAACGUGUACGGCACCACGGACGCCAAGGACGCCGCGAUUGUGCUCGGCGCGGGCGCCAAGGCACUUGCGGAUGCCGCACAGGUCGCCGUCAUCUCACUGCACGUCGUGCGCCCCCUCUUUGCGGAGCGCUGGGUGGCUGCGGUGCCCACGUCAGUCGAGCGCCUCGCGGUGCUCGAGGCGACGUCGAAGCGCACCACGCGCCUCGCGCCGCUCUUUGUCGACGUCGCAUCCGCCUUCCAGCAUGUGCCGGAGCGCGACGUCCCGGCGACGCUCGUCAGCGGCACCCUCGGCCAGGUCGACGCAAAGAACGCCGCGGCGGCCGCCUCAAGCCUCCAAGAGGCGCUCGAGAAGGGCACCUCGGGCUUUGUCGUCGGCACCCAGGCCACCGAGGCGCCUACGACGCUCGCCGUGCAGCGCAAGGAGUACGUCCACGAGCGUGCGUACAACGUGAUGCUCGAGCAGCUCUUCAAGGAGCGCCUCGCGGUGAUCAACCCCCCGAGCGACGACGCGGACCCCGCUGCGAGCAGCCCCGAGUUUGCGUUCGGCAAGGUGCUCGCGCAGGUCCAGCGCGAGGACGAGCUCGCGUCGCUUGCGCGCGCUGCGAUCGACGGCGGCAAGGUCGCGUCGGACCUCGCACAGGCGCUUGAGCGCUGGCUCGCCGCCAAGUGCGACGCGAACAAGCGCCCCGAGGCCGCGGCGGCCGUGCGCUCCGCGCUGGGCGGCGCCAAGUCGAGCGAGGCGGACGCGCUCCGUGCGCUCGAAAAGUACCUUGAGCCUUUGAGCCGCUGGAUUAUCGGCAACGACGCGUGGGCGUACGAUGCGGGUAUGGGUGGUGUGCACCACGUCAUUGCCUCGCAGCGCAACGUGAACAUGCUCAUCUUUGAUACGGUGCCCUACUCGGGCCGCGAGAAUGUGCCGCUGAACCAGCGCAAGAAAGACAUUGGUCUGUACGCAAUGAACUACGGCAACACAUACGUUGCGAGCACUGCGCUCUACUCGGACUACACCCAGGUCCUGCACGCGCUCAUGGAGGCCGAGCGUUUCGACGGCCCCUCGAUCGUGCUGGCCUACGUCCCCUACCACCGCUCUGACGCCUCGGCGCUCGACGUGCUCCGCGAGACGAAGCUUGCAGUCGACUCGGGCUACUGGCCGCUCUACCGCUGGGACCCCAGCGCGGAGAGCCGCAACUCGGACGUCUUCCGCCUGGACAGCGUGCGCAUCCGCGAGCAGCUCAAGUCGUUCCUCGACCGCCAGAACCACCUGAGUCUCCUCGCGAGCGCCAAGCCCGAGCUGCCGUACGACCUCGCGGCCUCGCAGGGCACCGCGCUGCGUGAGCUGCAGCAGCGCAAGGCCAAGGAGGCCUACGACAACCUCCUCGGCUCGAUGGAGGGCCCCCCUCUGCUGGUGCUCUUUGCCUCGGACGCGGGUGGCGCCGAGAAGGCCGCGCGCCGUCUUGCGCUGCGUGCCAAGCUGCGUGGCCUCGGCGUGCGCACGCUCGCCCUUGACGACUUCCCGCUGGAGGAUCUGAGCGGCGAGAAGAACGUCGUGAUCGUCACUUCGACCGCCGGCCAGGGUGAGCCGCCGCAAAACGGCCGCCUGACCUUCAAGGCGCUUUCGAAGCUGCCGACCGGCACCUUUAACGAGGAGACGCGCUUCGGUGUGUUUGGUAUGGGUGACUCGCACUACUGGCCGCGCCCCGAAGACGCGCACUUCUACAACAAGCCCGCCAAGGACCUCGACAAGCGCCUGGCGGAGCUGGGUGCGCAGCGCCUCGUCUCGCUCGGUCUCGGUGAUGACCAGGACGCCGACGGCUGGCAGACCGGCUACAAGGCGUGGGAGCCGCAGCUCUGGAAGGCGCUCGGCGUGGACCACGUCGAGGUGAAGGAGGCCGAGCCCGAGCCGAUCACCAACGAGAACAUCAAGAUCGCGAGCAACUACCUGCGUGGCACGAUCGUCGAGGGCCUCGCCGACAAGUCGACCGGCCGCAUCGCCGAGACCGACACGCAGCUCACCAAGUUCCACGGCACCUACAUGCAGUACGACCGUGACACGAUCGAGGAGCGCCAAAAGGCCGGCCUCGAGCCCGCCUACGGCUUCAUGAUCCGUGUGCGUAUGCCGGGUGGUGUGUGUACCGCCGACCAGUGGCUGCAGCUCGACCGCGUCACGGAGGACUUUGGCGGGAUCAAGUCGCUCAAGAUCACCACGCGCCAGACCGUGCAGUACCACAUGAUCCUCAAGGAGAACCUGAAGAGCGCCAUGCAGUCGAUCAACAAGAGUCUCUUUGACACGAUCGCCGCGUGUGGUGACGUGAACCGUAACGUGAUGUGCGCUCCGAACCCCAACCUCACCGAGGUGCACGAGCAGAUGUACGAGUUCUCCAAGAAGCUCUCGAACUACCUGCUCCCCCGCAUGAACGCCUACCACGAGAUCUGGCUCGACAAGGGCACCGACUCCUCGAGCAAGCUCCUGGUCGGUGGCGCGGUGCAGGACUACGAGCCGCUCUACGGCCCGUACUACCUGCCGCGCAAGUUCAAGAUCGCGCUUGCGGUUCCCCCGCGCAACGAUGUCGAUGUGUUUGCGAACGACAUUGGUCUCAUUGCCAUUGCCGACCCCCAGAAGAAGAAGCUGCUCGGCUUCAACCUGGCCAUCGGUGGUGGUAUGGGUGUGACGCACUCGAUGAAGGCGACCUACCCCCGUCUCGCGAGCGUGAUCGGUUUCCUGCGCCUCGACCAGGUGUGCGAGGCGUGCCGCGAGGUGAUGCUCAUCCAGCGCGACACGGGCAACCGCCAAAACCGCAAGCAGGCGCGUCUGAAGUACACCAUCGACAAGUACUGGGGCGGCGCGGAGAACUUCCGUGCGGAGCUCGAGCGCCGCCUCGGCUACAAGCUCGAGGAGGCCCGCCCGUACAACUUUGUGAACAACACGGACGAAUACGGCUGGAAGCAAGACUUCCGCGGCAAGUGGCACUGCACGCUCUGGCUCGAAAACGGUCGUGUGAUCGACGAGCCGGGCCUGCCCUUCCGCACGGGCCUGCGCGAGCUGGCCAAGUUCCACAAGGGCACCUUCCGCCUGACGCCGAACCAGCACAUUAUCGUGUCGGACAUCGACGAGGCGGACAAGCCCAAGAUCGAGGCGCACUUGAAGGAAUACAAGAUGAACAACUGGGAGCACUCGGGUCUGCGCCUGAGCGCCAGCGCCUGUGUCGCCUUCCCUACAUGUGGUCUCGCGAUGGCCGAGUCGGAGCGCUACAUCUUCCGCCUCGUGGACAAGGUCGAGCGCAUCUACCUUGCCAGCGGCCUCAAGCACGACGAGAUCACGCUGCGCAUGACGGGCUGCCCCAACGGCUGUGCCCGUCCGUGGAUCGGCGAAAUCGCGUUCGUGGGCAAGGCCCCUGGCACCUAUGUCAUGCUCCUCGGCGGUGGCCACAAUGGUGAGCGCCUCAACAAGGUGUUCCGCGAGUCGGUCGGCGAGAAGGAGAUCCUCGAGAUCCUCGAGGUGCUCAUUCCCCGCUACGCCAAGGAGCGUCUCGAGGGUGAGCGCUUCGGCGACUGGGUCAUCCGCGCGGGUAUCAUUGCCGAGACUACCCACGGCGCGGCAUUCUGGGAUAAUGUCGAUGCGGACAAGCCGCUUUCUGCGAUCGCGCAGAGCGCUUAA